UUUUCUCCGAUUUCACCACCAGACCAUCUCUGCAUUUGCGCCAGCUCCGACAGACAACACGUGUACCGUCGGCAAUAGCAAACGGGCAAAGGAGAUCUUGACUUCUUUGAGCGGUAAUAUCCAGGCUCAGAGGUACGUUACCAUACACAGAAAAAGCUUUCAAGCAAGCCCACGCGACUUGCUCCGAAAAAACCACCUUCAAAAUCCGCAGUUCAUUCAUCAUGGCCUACCCGCCCCCUCCAGGUAUCUCGAGCGGGCUCCCCACCGGCAACCCGUCCUCGCACCCUUCCCUACCCGCACGUCCGCCCCCGCCCAAGCCCUCCGGAGGCUUCAAGUCCGCCUUUAAGCCUGCCUUCGGCGCGCCCGCCUCGGCGGCACCCACUUACUCGAGCGCAUCGAGCUACGCCAGCGCGCCCGCCGCCAACUAUGGCGCCCCCUACCAGUCCUACCCGCAACACUCUUCGCCCUCGGUAGGCGGCGCCGGCCCCUACCAGGCACCGCCCUCCUCCUAUAACCAAUACCCACAAGCUGCCGCCGGCUAUGGCCAGACCACCGGCUACAAUGCGCCGCCCUCGGUCUACGGCGCCGGGCCGCAGAUCCGGAACCCGUUCCCCGUCCCCGGCAGCGCUACGGACUACGACCCGGACAUGGCGAUGCAAAUAGCCCAAUGGCAGAGCGCGUACAGCUCACGGGAUCCGACGGGCAGAGACACCACCGCCGCCGUCGGCUCUGGCGGCCGCGGUACCCCGGCGACGGGCAGCUCCGCAGCAAACCUCUCAGCUGUUCCCGAUCCCGCGGCUGCCGCUGCCGCAGCGGCAGCGGCGAAUCAGCCACCGGAACGCAAGAAGACUGUCGUCCGAGAGGGCGGCGGCAAAAAAUGGACGGAUGACAGCCUCGCCGAGUGGGAUCCGAGCCACUUGCGCCUCUUCGUUGGCAACCUUGCGGGCGAGGUGACGGAUGAGUCUCUGCUCAAGGCCUUCUCGCGGUGGAAAUCUGUGCAGAAGGCGCGCGUCAUCCGCGACAAGCGCACCGCCAAAUCAAAGGGCUACGGCUUCGUCUCCUUUAGCGACGCCGACGACUUCUUUCAAGCCGCCAAGGAGAUGAAUGGCAAGUACAUCCAGAGCCACCCGGUCACCGUCCGCAAGGCCAACACGGAGAUCAAGAUCACCAACGUUAAGGACAAGGACCACAACAACCGCAAGAACAAGAACAAGAAAUACUCCGGCAAUGGCAGCGGCGGUGGUGGUGGGAACAAGCAUGCUAGCGACGGGACCGGAUACGAGCCCCAUCUCGGCCCCGUACAUAGUCACGGCGUCACCAAGCCCGGGCAGAAGACUAAGAACGGCCUCAAGCUGCUUGGAUGAGCAUGUCCUCUGACACUGUAUAUCUCUGUUUGUUCGGCUAGACCAGGGGCGUUUUGGGGUUGGAAGGCUCAUUAUACCCAUUCCUAUCAUCGAUACAUGACGCAACAAUAGAAGUAUCUU
Messenger RNA from Colletotrichum destructivum, 1484 nucleotides. Its product is annotated as Putative RNA recognition motif domain, nucleotide-binding alpha-beta plait domain superfamily. The coding region runs from base 222 to 1364 and encodes 380 amino acids. The transcript has a single exon. Gene Ontology annotation, molecular function: mRNA binding. NCBI's taxonomy places the organism in Eukaryota, Fungi, Ascomycota, Sordariomycetes, Glomerellales, Glomerellaceae. The record is from RefSeq and is a predicted model, not a curated record.